AUGUCGACGUCGAGGAGAGAGUCGCCUGUGGGCAUGACAGGGCCCGCAGAUGGCAGUGGGGUGCGGAUCAACGACGCGCGGCUAACGCUGGCGCACUCGCCAGUGCGCGGGCCAGCAGAGGAUGAGAACGGGACGGCGGACGGGAGCCCCGCGCCAAAGCGGCUGAAGAUGGCGGCGAUUCCGCGGCUGGGGCAGCCAGGCGGGGGCGGGCUGAUCUCGUCGCCGCAGCCGAUCGAGAUGGUGAACGCGGAGCCGCUGGCGCUGACGAGCCCGGUGAAGCGGGCCGAGGACCAGGACCGGGUGGACAGGCAGGACGUGCUAGACAUCCAGGACGACCUCAAGGCGGGGGCUGCGGGGACGCCGGAGAAGGAGGGCGCGUACGAGAAGAUGACGCCGGUGCGGCCGCGCGCGGAGGCGCGCAACCUCCGAGCAGAGCUGGAGCAGCAGGGCAGCGAGGGCUGGGACGGGGUGGCAGCGCUGCUGGAGGAUAAGAACCGGCUGAUCGGGUCGCUGACGGAGGAGGUGCGGCGCGUGCAAGACGAGCUGUGGCGGCAGACGCAGGCGCGGGAACAGCUGCAGGUGGCGGCGUGCCGCGCGGCGGAGCGCGUGCGCGGGUUGGAGGCGGCGGAGCGCGAGCAGCGCGCAUUGGCAGCAGCGUACGAUGAGCUGCUGGGCAAGAAGGAGAAGCUGGAGGCGCGCGCGGAGAAGCUGAAGGCGCGCAUGGCGGAGCUGCGCAACGAGCUGACGGUCGCGGUGCAGAACGCGCAGAUACUGCAGGAGAAGUACCACGAGCAGAUCGGCGCGAACGAGGAGCUCGAGCAGCAGUUGCGGGACCGCGCGGAGGACGCGCAGGCGACCGCUUCACGGCUGGAGGCGGUGGAGGCGGAGCUGGCGUCCCUGCGCGAAGAGCUCGCGGCAGGCUCCCAGAAGCUGGCUGCGGCAGAGCAGGGCCUGGAGGACGCGCGCGAGAAGCAGCGCGAAGCCGAGGGGAGCGCGGACGCGCUGCGCGAGCAGCUCACGGAGAAGCAGCAGACGAUCGACGAGCUACGCGCCGCGGUCGAGCAAUAUAAGGAUGCGCAGUCGCGCUCGUCGUCGGAGCUGGACGCGAAGGUUGCCGAGCUGACGGAGGAGAACGCGCUCAUCGAGCGUGAGUACCAGAAGCUACUGAAGGAUUAUGAUACAGAGACCAAGCAAUUGGGCGGCCAAAUGCAGCAGCUCUCACAAGAGGCCGAGGCCUGGAAGGCAAAGUACGAAACCGACUGUGCUAACCUGCAGGCGCUUCACAACCAGCAUACGGAGACGUCGAAGCGUGCCGAGCAGUUAACCGCCGAGCUGGAGGAGGCCAGCAACGACCUCGUCAGCAAAAAGGCAGAGGUCGCCGAGCUCUCCUCCCUCGUGGAGGACCUGAGGCAGUCCGAGAAGUACCUGCAGGAAUCGAUCACGCGACGCGAGGACUCCCUAAAGGAAUGGCAGGAGAAGCUGGAGGCCAAGGAGGACGAGCUAAACAGGCUCCACGCAGAGUACGACAGUGUCGUUUUCAAAAACGGCAACAUGGAGGCCGAGCACCUCGUCGAGCUGGAGCAGCUGCACGAGAACAUGGCCAAGUUCCAGACCAUGCUUGAGAACCUCAGCGUGGAGAACGCCGAACUCAAGGAAAAGCUCGCCCAGACGCCCCAGCCCGACACCAAGCCACCCGCGACGCCCCAGUUCAAGCAGGAACAGGCCACGCCCAGGAAGGAGGACGCGACCCCCGCGCAGCGCACACCGGCUCCCGCCGAGCCGGACCCCAAACCCGAGCACGCCAGCCCGGCGUUGCCGGACCCCCAGCCCGCCCUGGCGGCCCGCGUCCGUGAGCUCGAGGCCCAGCUUCUGGAAAAAGACAAAGACACUACCAGCCGCCUCCAGAUGCUCGCCGAGGACCUGUAUGUCCAGUACUCCUCGAAGCACGAGCAGAAAGUCAAGAUGCUGAAGAAGAGCUACGAGGUCAAGUACCAGGAGUCCAUGAACAAGCUCCACCUCGAGAAUUCCGCCCUCCUAGAGGAGGUCUCCCAGCUUCAGGCUAAACUGGAGGUCGAGCGCCGCGAGAAGCAAGAACUCAUCAAGCUGCUAGAUAAGUAG
This is a messenger RNA of Eremothecium gossypii ATCC 10895, 2118 nucleotides long. RefSeq names its product Slk19p (gene SLK19). Lineage: Eukaryota; Fungi; Ascomycota; Saccharomycetes; Saccharomycetales; Saccharomycetaceae. The record is from RefSeq and is marked provisional. Bases 1 to 2118 code for a protein of 705 amino acids. The transcript has a single exon.